Biomphalaria glabrata is the source of this 1089-nucleotide messenger RNA. RefSeq lists its product as uncharacterized. Gene Ontology annotation, cellular component: membrane. The record is from RefSeq and is a predicted model, not a curated record. Lineage: Eukaryota; Metazoa; Mollusca; Gastropoda; Planorbidae. Bases 1 to 1089 code for a protein of 362 amino acids. The transcript has a single exon.
AUGGCGACUACUAACAGCUCCGUUGAUCUCCCUUACGAGGUCAUGAAGACAGCCGAACUCAUAUUAGCAAAUAUUUUAGCGCCGGCUCUGACCAUUGUGGCUAUCUUGACCAACGGGAUGAGCCUGAUCGUGUACUCCCGCUUGGGUCUCAGCGAUAGCAUCAGUAUUUCAUUCUUCACGCUUACCGUCUCGGACUUUGUCUUCGCACUGACCAACAUGGCAACACUGGUGGUCGUGAUAUUCAUGAACCCGAGCGUUGAGUGGUCAGUGGAUCCAUUGGCAAUAGCCAUUCUACUGGUCCCCUUUAACAGGAUGUGCUACGACCUAUCUAACACCCUAACCUGCUUCAUAGCCGUGACUAGAUGCUGCUGUGUUGUCAUGCCCCUCAAAUUCAAAUCUACCUUCACCAGAUCUAGGACGUUUUGGGUUCUCGGAGUUAUCUUCACUGCCUUCCUCAUUGAGUUCGCUCCCAUGUUCGCGUCACAAGGCCUGCGCUCUGUGGCUAUUCCGAAAACGAAUUCCUCCCGUAUGGUGAUUUGGUUCGCAAGAAAUCGCGACGAAAUCGCCAUGGUCAUCUACGAGAGUUUAAAUCGUAACGCGCUACUGAUUGUCACCUUUGGCAUUUCUCUGGCAAGUCUGGUUCUUCUUACGCUCAAACUCAAAGAAGCUUCAGACUUUCGGCGCUCGCUUCAGUCUUUAGCCAUCGUGAACGAUGCAGCAAAAGGCAACACAAAUAAGGGAAAAGACGGGCUGAACAUGUCUAAAGUUGAGAUCCAGAUCGUCAAAGGCGUCUCUCUGGUGCUUCUAAUCACUUUGUCCUGCAACCUCCCAGUGUUAUGCAUCUCCUAUAGCAAGCUGGUGGUCUCCGAGAUCGCUCUGGGCAGAACCUACAACAAUUUGUACUUCCUGAUCACCAACGUCAGCAACUUUGUCAUCGUGGUAAAGACGACUUUCCAUUGGCUGGUGUACUACACAUUCAACUCGCGCUACAGGCUCGUGUUUCAAUCUACCUUAGUUUGCUGUCGCCGGCCAGUGCCUACUGCUAUGUCCAUUGAAUGUUUGUCAUCUGAGCCAAAGAUAAGAACAUAG